GAUGGCUGGGAGUUUUUAAUGUUGUGUUUCUCGUUAAACUGGUCAGAUUUUGCCUACUAAAGAGUAAAAAAGAGAAAGCAGAAGAAGACCACGUCAGUGUUUUUGGAUGAUCCGCCCGUGGAGGACCUCCUAAAAGGCAGGAAUGGCAGACAUACGGAAGAAGCUGGUGGUGGUCGGGGAUGGCGCGUGCGGGAAAACGUGUCUGCUUAUUGUGUUCAGCCGAGACGAGUUCCCCGAAGUGUACGUCCCGACUGUGUUUGAGACGUACGUGGCAGACAUUGAGGUGGACACCAAGCAGGUCCAGCUGGCUUUGUGGGACACGGCCGGACAGGAAGACUACGACCGCCUGCGCCCCCUCUCCUACCCGGACACUGAUGUCAUCCUCAUGUGCUUCUCCGUGGACAGCCCGGAUUCGCUGCAAAACAUCCCCGAAAAGUGGGUCCCCGAGGUGAAACACUUCUGCCCGAACGUGCCGAUUAUUCUGGUGGGCAACAAAAAGGACCUGCGCAACGACGAGAACACCAAGAACGAGCUGUCCCGCUUGAAGAUGGAGCCCGUGAAGGCGGAGGACGGCCGCGCCAUGGCCGCGCGCAUCGGCGCCUAUGACUAUUUGGAGUGCUCCGCCAAAACCAAAGAGGGGAUCUGGGAGGUUUUCGAAACGGCAACGCGAGCGGCCUUGCAAAAGCGGAGAACACCUGGAGACGGUUGCCUCAAAUGCUGCGUUUUAAUGUGAAUCAUCCUCCCAUCCGCGCGCUGAGGCGUCCGGACACGUGUGGGCAUGGUUUGGGCACUCCCCUGGAGCCAUACGCCCUCGAUUGAACCACACACACUACAAGCAGACUUUUUUUCCACAUUUUUCCCCGAGAACACUUGAAUAUCAUCUGAUUUUUGUUGUUUUUUGUGAGUCACAUGAUCACAGUCUGACUGGUGGAGGGGGUGAAAAGAAAUCUGAGCCACCUCCCAUGUGGACACGUCCUUGCCAAAGGCCUGAGUCUGGAUAGGUCACUAUAUGUGGAC
Molecule: messenger RNA, 1017 nt
Organism: Oryzias melastigma (Indian medaka)
Lineage: Eukaryota; Metazoa; Chordata; Actinopteri; Beloniformes; Adrianichthyidae
Product: rho-related GTP-binding protein RhoB
Exons: 1
Coding region: 143-733 (196 amino acids)
Biological process (GO): small GTPase-mediated signal transduction
Molecular function (GO): GTP binding; GTPase activity
Source: RefSeq, a predicted model, not a curated record